Porites evermanni is the source of this 410-nucleotide messenger RNA. NCBI's taxonomy places the organism in Eukaryota, Metazoa, Cnidaria, Anthozoa, Scleractinia, Poritidae. The record is from the annotation of a GenBank genome assembly.
AUGGCGGAAUCUUGUAACUUCUGUAGCUGCCCAGCAAUGAGCGACUCUCUACUUCGAGACCGUAUCGCUCUCUGUAUUCAGAAUGAAGAUGCCAGGGAACGGUUAUUUCAAGAAAGAAAGCUCGACCUGAAGAGAGGUGUUGAUAUAUGCCGAGCAAAGGAGAGCGCGACGACUCACCUCCAGGCGUUUGGUGGAAAACACGUAGAGUCCACCGGGUGCACCGAAGAGGCAAUGAUCUUUCCAAGAAGAACCGUAAACAGGGUGAAUGAACUGAAGCCUCAUUUGAAGAAAAAAACACCGAGCUACGAGAGCUUAAGUGCAAGUUCUGCUCACAGUCUCAUGUUCUGAAGAAAGAGCUAUGUCCUGCGUGGAGUAAAAGGUGCAAUGUUUGCCGUAAAAUAAAUCACUGA